Molecule: messenger RNA, 1220 nt
Organism: Wyeomyia smithii (pitcher-plant mosquito)
Lineage: Eukaryota; Metazoa; Arthropoda; Insecta; Diptera; Culicidae
Exons: 4
Coding region: 242-895 (217 amino acids)
Source: RefSeq, a predicted model, not a curated record
CCUGCUAGUGUGUGAUCCACAACGCGCCGUAAGGUAGCUACCUGAAAAACCUGAAGCGGGAUUUAUUUUUGUUUUCAAUAGCUUCAUUGUCGAUGUUUUCUCUCAAAUAAAGAUCGUUUUUGAAACCGCCCGUCAGAGUUUUGCACAACCGCAAUCGAGCAGUGUAAAAAUAAGUGUUGAUAGAGGCAGAAGUUGCACAUUUAACAGCAGCGGCAUCGGUGGUACAAGCAAGUAAAACAAAAUGCAGCGCUUUGUAGUGUUCGUCGCUCUGAUAGGCCUCUCUAUGGGUCAGUUCCCCAACGGAAGGAUACUGGAAGCACCGAACCCACACCUGUGCGCGAACCGUAUUAUCCACGAGCGAGCUCCCGAUGGAAAGGGCUAUUUCUUCUCUUGGCGUGACCCUACUCUACAAGGCGCUGAGAAAGACUGGCUAGAUGCGAGAAACUACUGCCGGCAGCGGUGCAUGGACAGCGUGUCCGUCGAAACAAGCCCCGAAAACGAAUGGAUCAAGCAGAAGAUCGUCGACGGAAAGCAAAAAUACAUCUGGACCAGUGGGCGGCAGUGUGACUUCAAAGGUUGCGAUCGUCCGGACCUGCAGCCGGUAGCAGUGAACGGCUGGUUCUGGACUGCCGAACUGCAGAAACUGGCACCGGCCAACGUGCGAAACCAAAACGACUGGUCCGAGAACGGAGGAAUCGGAAAACCGCAGCCGGACAAUCGAGAACUGCUCCAAGGUGGUGCUCCUGAGAAUUGUUUAGCUAUUCUGAACAAUUUUUACAAUGAUGGAGUGCACUGGCACGAUGUUGCCUGCCAUCACGUGAAGCCGUGGGUUUGUGAGGAAAACGAUGCCUUGCUGAAGUACGUCAAGUACACAAACCCCAAUCUACGCAUUUAGAUUCAUCAAGGAAAUGCUAAACGUCCUCAUGUUCUUAAAAUGUUCAACUUUACCGUUCUUCGCUAGGCUUUAACAAUUUUGUAUCAAAUGUCGUAUUAUCCUUUUCAUGCUAGUGCUGAACUACUACGGAUGUUACUGAUUUAAGUUUUUAUGCAUAAAUUAUAUUUGUACAUGCGCGUAAAACAUAAGACUUCACUGUUUUGAAAAAGCGUUUUCGACUGCCAGGUUUGAAUGAAACGUUCGUUUUUUAAUGUUUGUCAGUGAAAUGAUUGUAAGAUUUAAUCUCUAAUCUAUUUAUUAAAUAAAGUUUUAAAAUAAACUGAAA